AUUUAAAAAAGAGUUCACGCAAUAUGGAAAUGUUCGAAACGUUCUUAAGUUCUAUACCGAAAAAUCGUUAUGAUUUUGUUAAUGAACUCGAUAUACCGGAAGUCAGUCUGUCACCUUACGUCUGGACUGAGCACGAAGACUGUUUGAGCACGUCUAGCGACAGCCUGCUCAACAGUCCUGUCGAUGACUCGGAAUCCGCUAAUCUGAGUCUCGACUCGAGCUUACCAUUGUCCAGAGCUAUGACAGACUCGGAAAUCGACUAUGGAUGGUAUAGACGGUUGAAGAACAGAAAUACGCGUGAUCCGUGGGAGGAGUUAAGAACAGCUCUGGACGCGUUUCCACCUGACUAUCUGGAUUCAUUAUACAGUUUCCAAGAACCGCCAUUGUUAACUUCAGAAAUUGCUUACAUUCGCGACCGUGACAUUCGGUACGAUGAAGAGCUGCGCCUGAAGAUGGAGAGAUUCUUUGAUGAAGAGUGUCGGGUGUUUACACCUGACGAUCCAGGACUUUACGAAUUGCAAGAGGCAUUGGAUGAAAUAGAUUUGCAGAGUCUGGAAUCCGAUCUCAACAGCCUCGCUUCGAUCGCAAAGUAAUUUUUAAAUAUGAAAAUUGAAAACCGAUUUACUAUUCAUAUCUUGUAUGCACCACGAUUUAUGGAUUGUUAACUAAAACGCUCAUAUUUUAUAUCGUCAUUAGCAA
This is a messenger RNA of Bombyx mandarina (wild silkworm), 699 nucleotides long. RefSeq lists its product as uncharacterized. Lineage: Eukaryota; Metazoa; Arthropoda; Insecta; Lepidoptera; Bombycidae. The record is from RefSeq and is a predicted model, not a curated record.